Messenger RNA from Pocillopora meandrina, 6894 nucleotides. The record is from the annotation of a GenBank genome assembly. NCBI's taxonomy places the organism in Eukaryota, Metazoa, Cnidaria, Anthozoa, Scleractinia, Pocilloporidae.
AUGGUCCAAGGAAAAAAAAUUCUUGUGACUGGAGGAGGAGGAUAUUUUGGCCACAAGCUGGGGAAUGAGCUGAAGAAGUUGGGAGCAGUGGUUGUAUUGUUUGACAUCUCGUGGCCGUUGGAUGAUGUUGUGUACGAGCAAAUGGAGUGUUUUCAGGUAGAGACUUGAUCGGUAAAUUACGUAAUUCACUUUGAUUAUUUUGCCAAAACAACUCCAUUCGGAUCUUGCCUUUGUGCUACGGACAGACGAAAAUAUUAAAUUUUACCACGGGGAAAAUGCAUGGAAGUUAUUUGAAUUUGCUGUGUCAGACACCCGGUGGUGGGAAGUCUUUUCUAAACAUUGGACACCCGCCAUUCUAGAAUUCUCAUAUAAUUUCCACUUCACCUUACGAAUGAUAAUGUGAUAUCAGGAAUUAAGUGAAUUUUUUUAAAAUCUAAUGAUAAAGUUAAGUCUCCUUUUAUGUCAUAAGAUUCAUAUUUAUGUUUUAGGGGGAUAUAACAAGUAAAGAAGAUGUAAGAAAGAUAUUUAUCAGUCAUCAGAUUGAUGUGGUUUUUCAUAGUGCAUCAUAUGGAAUGUCUGGAAGAGAGCAAGUUAGUAUGUUGUACUUAUUGAGUGAAUGGUAGGGCCAGACAAAAAUACAUUUGCCUCUGGGUUGUGGAUUCAAAGAUGUGCAGAACUCUGUCUCUGUGCUUGUUUCAAAUGUCACAAUUUAGAGAUAAAUGUUUCUCUGUCUGCUCUGUCUAUUCUGUCUGCUUUGUCUGCACUGUCUUUCUCUAGUCCAACCCUACUCAGUCAAAACUGAUUCUUUUAGACUGAAAUCCUGUGCAGUAGAUGUACCAAUACUGCUUGUUACCUUUGCUCCUUAACUGGAAUAAGCUGCGACAUGAUUGUUCAUUGGGUAGCAAGCUGUCCUUCACCUUAAAUCCUGUUGAUAUCAGUAUCCAUAUUCUCCAUACUGUUCCCUAUACAUAUCCCAUGGUACUGACAAAGAGAAUCUGUUUAACAAUCAAAGUAUUUGUAAUCUGGUGAUCAUUUCCUUUAUUCUAAUGAUCCUAUUGUUUGACUCAGGGAUGAUACUGUUAGGAGAAUUUAGAUGCUAGUCAUGUUAAGGGAUUAAAGGGUGUUUCUCAGCAGGACUGUUCUUGGGUGUGGUCAAUAUUGAGAUAGCUGUGGUAGAAAUCAUCUGGAACUGGAAUGGGACUUCCACAUCUUUAACUGGUGAUGUGUUUGCAACUCAGGCUCUUGUGGCAUCUGGCUGUAUUUUAUCAAGAAAGACAGUCGAUCAAGAUAAAAUGAAGGAAAGAUAUGGGAUCAAUUUUAAAAUUGAACUGUGAUUUAUUUUAAAUUACAUGUGUUAUUUUCAGUUACGUAGAGAACAAAUAGAGAAGGUCAACAUUCUAGGAACAAAAAAUGUCAUUGAAGGUCUGUAAAUUCAGUAGCAUGUAAAACUUGGCCUGGAAUUUAAGUUUACUAACAAAUUUUUUUGAUUUUGAAUUAUUCUUUGAUUCUCCUAAAACAAACAAAACCAUUCUUAAUGAAAUUGUUUAAUCAUUCUUUCAAGCCUGUCGUCAGCAUAAUGUGGCUCAUCUCGUCUAUACAAGUACAUAUAAUGUGGUGUUUGGAGGACAGGUUAUCAGAAAUGGAGAUGAGACUUUGCCAUAUUUACCUCUAGAAAAGGUAAUUAUUCUAUAAUGUAUUUGUUGUCUCUUGAGUUAAGCUUGAAACAUUCACAUAUACAUAUAGUAGUCCAUUUGGUAUAAAGAAACAUGAACCAAACCAGAAAGAAAACUCUGGAGUAUGCAACUUUGCUUUAAAGACAACUAAUUUUUGUGCAAAAAUUCAAAGUCUGCUUAUUCCUAUUUUGACAGUCCAUUUACAUGAUACAAAUGCAUGAUUUUGAUGGUCCAUUUACAUGAUACACAUGCUAACACGUGAGAGAUCUCUUUUAAGUAAAGUUUUCAACUCUUUUAUCUAAGUUAUCCAAUUUCCGAAAAUGUUGCAAGCAUGUUCCAUGUACUUCUUGAGAUUACUGAAGAAGUUCUGAAUAAAGAUGUAUGAGGUUGGUAAAUUGUGACAAAAAAAAGGCAUACAAAAAUAAAAUAGAAAAUUUUGUGUAGAGAGAAAACUGGAAGUUGAUAAUUUUCUUUCAAUAUCAAUUUUUGCUGAGAGUGGGGGGAAAAAGUAGUCAUGGAUUAAUAAGUUAUACUUUUAGUCAGGUAUGAGAAAUUUUCUCUUUUGACUUUUGUCAGCAUCCUGACCAUUAUUCCAGAACAAAGUCCAUAGCAGAGCAAACUGUUUUGAAUGCUAAUGGUUUACUAUUAAAAGGUGAGAUUUUUAUAUCAACAUUGCCUUAUUAAGUAAAACAUCCUUCAAUUUCUACUAAACAUUUGCCUGGAUUUUUAGAGAUAAAUUCAGAGCAGCUUAGUUUUUUAUAUGAUACAGAUAUUGAGGUAUAUUGUAAAGAUAAUUACCAUGAAGUGUAAAAUGUUUAUUAAGAAUUCCCUUAUAAGUUUCCCAUGGGACUUCUCCUCCUGAGCACUUUAUAGCUGCUGUAGGUGACCUGAGAUUGAGAGUUGGUCUUGCAUUCUGAGAGCAUCAACUUUACAGUUUUAGGUGCCUCUGGGAAACAAAAUGCAUGGAAUUGUGUCCACAUCUCGUGGACUGUUAUUAAGUACCUAUUUUUUCUCAUGUUGCUAUAUUAAUUCAAAUGUUUUAUGGCAAUGAAAUGAUGAGGCCUCAGAUGAAACAAGUUUUGUAAUUUGCAUACUUAACAUAAAAUAAGAGUUUCAAAAAGUUAAAAAAAUAACCUAGGCAUUAAAUGGAAUUUAGAACAGAUAAGUUAAAGUUUAUCUUCAGUUUGUCUGGUGACUGUUUGUUGAGGUUUAUUUUUUACUUUUAAAUCAUAACAAUUCCCCUCUUCCAUAGCAACAUUGUAAUUUUGUACCCAGAACCACACAGGAAUGUUCUGUUUUUUUGUAAUGUUGCUAGUUUACUUUUCUUUAUUUUAUUUUUCUUUCUCCAUUCUUCUCUUUUUUUCCUAUGUAUGUACGUAAUUUGAUUUAUUGUAUGUAUGCUGUAACUUUUUCCUGAAAGUCAAUGUAUAUUUAGUUGUAGUAGUCUUGUAUGUAAUGAAUUGUAAUACGAAGUAAAGCUGUCAUUUAGAAGAAAAAUUAAGGUAAUAAGGAUUUUUUUAAUUAAGAUAAGUUCAAGCUGCAGCCUUCCAUGUUUUUUGUUUUUAUUUUGUUUGUUUGUUUGUUUUUUAACAGGAGUGAUUAAAAAAAAUAUACCAACCUUUUAAAAAACAUCCAUCACUUUUAGUCCAAAUUACAAUUUUGACUAACACAUUCUUCUUAUUAAACUGAAGGAAACAUGAUUGUAAGUCUUUUACACCAAAAAAAACUUGGCUUGCUGUCUGGUAAAUACCAAAAUUCAUCUAAAAAAUUGUUAACCCACUUGCAAUUCAUUUCAUUGCCUGAAAAUCAUUGACAGAUGGGAAAAUUCUCAAGACCUGUGCUUUAAGACCAGCUGGUAUCUAUGGAGAAGGAGAAUUGAGACAUUUACCCAGAAUUGUGGUAAGCUUAAUAUAAAAUUUUAUUUUAUUUUCCUUGGCUCUAGAAUAUUAUUACUGAUACAUUUUUGCAAAAUAAAGCUUUAAGUGGCCCAUAGUGCUGGAGAUUUUCUUAGGGUGUGUAAAUUCAAUGAUUUGAAAAGAACUGCUACUUCCAAGGUAAAAUGGUGUGCAAUGUAACUCCCAGCAAUUUUGUCAAUAGGGGCACCCUUCCUGUAUGGAUAGAGCGGUACUUGUGAAAGUUAAUUGAUCUGCAACAAUAAACCUUAAAAUGAAAGGGAGUGUGAGUUGUCACAGUGUUGAUGCUUAGGAAAACAUAGCUAGAUAAUAAUAUGAACCUCCAACAUUUUGUAAAUAACAUGAUGUGUUAACUUUCUUUAAUGGUGCCAGACUUUGUUGAAUUACAGCUGAGUGUGUGUAGGAGUAGGCUGGAUAAAAUUGUGAAAAAUUUGCCAUUGAGGUUCCAAGACAGCACAAACUAUGUUGAUUUCACUUUUUUGUUUGCAGACAACAGUUAGGAAGUGUACAUAGAUCUGAAUGCAGAUAUUUAUGCAGAGCUAUUAAUCUGCCCAAUAUAAAAUCUUUUGUUCACACUUGUUGCUGUUGGUUUACUGGCUUUCUUUAAGUCUGUAACCCUUUUACUCCUAAGAUCUCAUUAUUGAGUAAUUGUCUCUACUGUCUGCCUUACAACUGCUAUGAUGUUACUUCAAGGAACUUGGUUUUGGAUCAACUAAUAAUCCCUUAAUUGACUGUUUCUUUAUUCUUAUAACUUUUCAUCUUCUGACACCAAGGGUGCUGCAUGUCAGUCGACUUGCACCAGAGCCUGAUCUUCAGCCCUGAUGAGAUUCACAUCUUUUGUAUUUCUCUAUUUUCAGUCAUAUAUUGAGAGAGGCCUUUUUGCCUUCACUUAUGGCCAAGAUGACUCUAUUGUUGACUUUGUUCAUGUAAAUAAUCUGGUUCAAGCUCACAUUUUGGCAGGAAAAACUCUCAUGGAGGCAGAUUCUGUAGCUGUAAGUAAGGAAUACAUAAAUUAUGUAACAACAGAAUUAUUGAUGUCAAAGAACCAAGAGUUGAAGUUUAAGGAUAAUUUUGGUGGCAUGUUUUUCAUACAAUUAAUUUCCUAAAAUAUAUUUUUAUUAUUUUAAUAUUUGAUGGACCAUUCUUGUUUUUUUUUAAUGGGUUAUAUUUCAGGCUGGUGAAGCAUAUUUUAUUUCAGAUGACUCUCCUGUAAACAAUUUUGAGUUCUUCAGACCUUUGGUAAGUCAAAUUUUCUCUAAGUGAAUAUCUAUAAAAUUAUUCCUUGAUGAAGAAGUAUUGUAGUUAUUGAACCUUAAAACAAGCAAGCAAGCAGUUACAUAUUAAGCAGUGUAAGUCCAUUCUCUUCCUGCCUUAUAGUUUUGUCUUUCUCCUUUACUUGUUUGAGUAGGUUAAAGUUUGGAAUUCAGAUUUAAGAUUUGGUAAAAUUUCCUUUUCCUCUCUUUCAUUUUCAUUUAUCCUCUCUCCUUUGUCUUAGUCAAACAAAUCAAAGAAAUAUUAAGGAAAAGAAAUUAAAAUUAGGAAAGAUGGCUUAACUCUAAAGAAAUAAUGUAUGCCUCAGCUCCUAAACUGUCUCUUGGAAUCAUCACAAUUUGAUAUUUUCUAUUUUCUGACUUAAAUGUUUUUUAACAAUUUUUCAAAUAGGUUGAAGGUUUGGGAUACAAAUUUCCCAAAUUAAAGUUGCCAAUAACUCUUGUAUAUAUGGUUGGUAAGUUAAAUUUAUUUAUUUUCAUCUUUCAGUUAUUAAUGUCUAGAUUCAUAUUAAUGAGAUGAAUACUCACAUGUUUAUCUUUCUUUUAUCCUUUCUUUUGUUGUUCAGUGCAUUAAUCUGUCCGCUUUAGCUUAUUUAAUUAAUCAAUACUAAUUUAUUAAUUCAUUCAUUUAUAUGAUGUUGUCCAGUUAUCAUAUAAUGAUUUUUUGAUGUGUAUGACUUACAGUUAUUUUCAGUUUUUCUUAAGUCCUUGGUAGUUUGUAUUUGUAUUAUUUGGUAAGAGGAUAUUUAAUUAUCUGAGUAUUUCUAUCAUUCUGUUUGUGAGUGACAAAGUGGGCUUCUACCUGGCAGUUUUUCUUGUUUUAUUACUGACCUAAGGCUUGUGAUUGCAUGCAGACCAAAUUGGAUUUCAAGUGGCCCAAUUUCCAUUAUAUGCCAGUUAGCUCUACAAAACUAGCAUAUUUUUCACUACUUUUAUCUACCGAGAUUAAUUAAAGAGUAUAAAGUUGGAUUAUGAUUGAUCAAAGAUUUAUUGAGGUAGUCAGAGAACACAAACUCCUUUAAAUAAGUUUAAAUCUAACAGAGAGAUUUUCUGUUUGUAGCAUUUUUAACAGAACUGGUUCACUCAGUGAUUGGAAGAUAUAUUUAUAACUUUCAGCCGCUCCUCACAAGAACAGAGGUACUAUUCAUCAGCAAACUCACAUAAUCAUAAUCUUGCAUAGACAUGGGAAACUACAUGAAAAUAGGGAAAUAAGUAGCACUGAUUGUAUGCCAUCUUAACGGUCAAAUGGGAAAUUGUGUCAAAACGAUAGAAGUGUCUAAGGACUAAUAAGUCCUGACAAAAUCAAAGCAUUAUCCAGUAAAGAUGUGAUGAGGUUAGACAAACACUUCUGUUCAUCAGGUUAUGUAGACUUAACACCAAAAUCUUUCUCUCUUCCCAAGAAAAAAUGUAGGAUAGGUAGAAUCUAGGAGAACUCUGGGUCUGAUCUGGGGAUUUUAGGGGUGGAGUAACACCAAAACACAGGUGACUUUUCGUGGCAUGUCUGUAAAGUAGCUAAUUAGUUAAGAACAUUUGACCACGUUAAAUAAAGGUUAUUGUAUUGUUUUUAUUAUUUCCAAUAACUUUUCAGCUCUUAAACUCAUCAACAUAUGAAUUCACCAUUUUCUUUUCUCAGUUAGUGUAAAAGUUUGUUAAAGAUCAGUUCAAUUUCUGUUUUGUGAUCAGCUCCUUGAUUCUUCAGACCAUUGGUGUUGACAGUGUGCUGAUGGUGUGGCGAGAAAUGAAAUGCUGAUCACUUCUUUUCUUCUUUUGGCACAGGUUUACAAGACAGCAGUCACUCAUUACUUUAGCAUGAAGAAAGCCCGCAGUCAUCUUGGUUACAGUCCUCAGAAAUAUUCCCUUGAAGGAGUGAUAGAACAUUUCAAAAAAAAUGGCCAUGGAAGAAACAGGCGUCCCUCACGUCUCCUUUAUCACAUAGUUAACAUUGUUGUAGGAAUUAUGUUUGCAUGUUUACUUCUAGCCUGGUUACCUAGAGUAGAUACUUAUAUAAUCAAUUCUUAUUAUCUUACUACUUUUUGA